Messenger RNA from Hemibagrus wyckioides, 2670 nucleotides. Its product is annotated as solute carrier family 2, facilitated glucose transporter member 4-like. NCBI's taxonomy places the organism in Eukaryota, Metazoa, Chordata, Actinopteri, Siluriformes, Bagridae. The transcript has 11 exons. The coding region runs from base 231 to 1748 and encodes 505 amino acids. Gene Ontology annotation, molecular function: hexose transmembrane transporter activity. Gene Ontology annotation, biological process: monosaccharide transmembrane transport. The record is from RefSeq and is a predicted model, not a curated record. Gene Ontology annotation, cellular component: membrane.
CACAGGUGCACGAGGACGCUCACAAUCCAAAGUGCGCGUGCACUGGUUGCAUAGGCAGAAAACAUUUGCGCGUGCUGCGAGAACUCUCCUAGAGCUCAGUGUCUUCUCAGCGCUAGACUAAAUAAACUGGUCUGGGAUACGUGUUUUUCAAUUUCACUACGUGGAUCGGGUGUGUGUGUGUGUGUGUGUGUGUGUGUGUGAGGGGGAGUAAAAACAAAAAAGUCUCAACCAUGCCGCCUGGAUUUCAGCAGCUUGGAGGAGAGAGGAUAACAGGAACUCUUGCACUGUCAGUGUUCACAGCAGUUUUGGGCUCUCUUCAGUUUGGAUACAAUAUCGGAGUCAUCAAUGCUCCUCAGAAGAUUAUUGAGAAUGAGUAUAAUUCAACAUGGAUACACCGCUACUCAAAUCCCAUUCCUGAGUCCACACUCACUUCUCUCUGGUCUCUCUCGGUGGCCAUCUUCUCUAUCGGAGGCAUGCUCUCCUCUUUCUGUGUGGGAAUGAUUUCCGAGUGGCUUGGCAGGAGGAAAGCCAUGCUCAUCAAUAAUCUCCUGGCUUUCAUUGGUGGAGGCUUGAUGGGACUGUCUAAAAUCAGCAAAUCAUUUGAGAUGAUGAUUUUGGGACGUUUCACUAUUGGAGCAUACUGUGGGCUGGCAUCAGGGCUGGUGCCCAUGUAUGUGGGUGAAAUAUCACCCACAAACCUGAGAGGAGCUCUGGGCACACUACACCAGUUAGCCAUAGUCACUGGCAUUCUCAUUGCUCAGAUAUUAGGUCUGGAGUCAUUGCUAGGCAGUGAGGAGUUAUGGCCUGUGUUAUUGGGCAUUACAGUGAUCCCAACCGUCCUACAGAUGGCAUUAUUGCCGUUCUGUCCAGAAAGUCCUCGUUUCCUUUACAUUGUCCGCUGCCAGGAACACCAUGCCAAGAGCGGCCUGAGACGUCUGACUGGAAGACUGGACGUGAGUGAAGACCUGGCAGAGAUGAAAGAGGAGAAGAGGAGGAUGGACAUGGAGAGGAAGGUGUCUAUUGCCGAGCUUUUCCGCUCUCCGCUUUACAGGCAGCCCAUCAUCAUAUCCAUCCUGCUGCAGCUCUCCCAACAGCUGUCAGGAAUCAAUGCUAUCUUCUACUACUCAACCAGCAUAUUCCAGAAGGCUGGAGUGGAGAGCCCAGUCUAUGCCACCAUAGGUGCUGGAGUUGUGAACGUUGCCUUCACUGUGGUCUCGCUUUUCUUGGUGGAGAGGAUGGGCCGGCGGACGCUGCACAUGCUGGGACUGGCUGGAAUGUGUGUGUGCGCAGUAGUCAUGACAAUCGCCCUCAGUUUAUUGGAAAGCGUGCCAUGGAUGAGCUACAUCAGCAUGCUGUCCAUCUUUGGCUUUGUGGCCUUCUUUGAGGUGGGACCAGGACCCAUUCCUUGGUUUUUUGUGGCAGAGCUGUUUUCUCAGGGGCCCAGACCUGCAGCCAUGGCUGUGGCUGGAUGUUCCAACUGGACAGCGAAUUUCAUCAUCGGCAUGGGAUUCCAGUAUGUUGCUAACCUCUGUGGUCCAUAUGUCUUCCUCAUAUUUGCGGCACUUCUCCUGUUUUUCUUGCUGUUCACCUUCUUUCGGGUUCCUGAAACUCGAGGAAAGACCUUUGACCAGAUUUCUGCCGCUUUCAACCGCCGUCCUGAAAGCAUGCUGGAUAUGGACCUGAACAUGGAUCUAGUAAAGCCCAGUACAGAGCUGGAGUAUCUGGGGGCAGACAGCUCAGAGCAGUGAUGCCCAAGAGGAGGAAGGAGAUCUGAUGAAGGGAUACAAACUGGAACACACCUUACCCUCUGAUGGUGUUUUAGGGGAAAUGAAAGUCAAUGAGAGAAUGAAAGAAGACUAAAACCUGUGAUGCUGCUUGUUAAGAAUUUUGUAAGACAGGUGUUUCAGGGAGACUUGGAUUACUGCACUUUAUCUGCACAACAGAGAUUGAGAAGAAAUGCCAGUUAUAUUUAUAUAUUUAUAUUUACACUGACAUGCUGUGCUAGUUUCCUUAAUACUGACAUAUAUUUAAGAUUGCUUCAAGAAUUUCUAAAAUCUUUUUUAUUCUAGCACAAACGUGCUACUUUUGAGGCAUGGACAGACCAAGGUAAAUAUAAAUCUCAGCACCACGCAAACAGAUGAAUUUUAUAUUAGUUGUUAUUGGGGAGUCCCCAUCAGAGGCUUUACUCCAAAUUUUGUACUUUGAAGAGUAGCAGCUGUUAAACAUAUAAUUCUUAUAUAAUAUUUAACUCCAGUAAAAAGGAAUGGUUAUUAGAAUUAGACCAGAAGAACCUUAGGGCUUAAUGUGCAUAGAGUGAUUUUAUUUUUUAAUUGGUCAGAACUUUAUUAGUAAAAGGUUUUUAAAAAAAAUAAGUUAGCAUGUUCUGUUUGCUUCAAAUAACUGUUUUUAUGUGAGUCAGUCUUGGACAAGAUUUACAUUGUGGUAUUAGUAAAAGGGAGAAACAAAAGGACCUAUAAUUUUGGUAUUCAAUGCCAUGUUCAGUAUGUCUGGUGUAUAAAGCAAUUCUAAGAUGUUGGAAUUAAUGUUAUAUUUGAUAAGUUAUAUAGCCGAGUAGUUUGACAAUAGUGAGUGAGUUGUGUGUACUGUUUUCCAUGUUAGCAAUAAAAUGACAAGGAGUUGUUUAACCAGCCUUGUUCCUAUCACAGACUG